GGCGACACGAAAGGUGCCCGAAUCUACACAGACUAUCAAGACACCGGCCAAAGAUGUCGACCACCGACAACUCGUUGGACCGAUACAUCGGGGAAACCGUCCCUUAUUCUUUCCAUAUCGGCUUCGUGAUCUUGAGCUACGCCAUCAGCGCCCUCGGGGCCGGCUCGACUCUCGAGCUACUCCACCGGCGGACCUCGCUCAAGGGAACCUAUAAUCUUCUUUUCCUCGUCAGUGCGGCCAUAUCGAUGCAAGGCAUUGCAAUAUGGUCCAUGCAUUUCAUCGCAAACCGGGCAAUCACGUUGUUGAACGGUGAGCCGGAGCUGCAAAUCGUUUACUCGGUUCGCACCACAGUUGCGUCGUUCUUCGUACCAGUCGUCGUUCUGCUGAUCGCAUUUCUCGCGGUAAGCAUCAACGAAGAUGUUCGAUGGUGGCGCGUCUGUCUGGCAGGCUUGCUCUCAGGUAGCGCUAUCUGUGGCAUGCAUUACCUCGGCGAUGCAUCUAUCAGCAACUACCGCUGCAGUUACAACACUGCAAACGUGGUCGGUGCCGCUGUCAUCGCCGUCUCCGCUAGCACAGGCGCACUGUCGCUCUUUUUCGUGUUCAGGAACGCCUGGACCAACUCGACGCUGAGGAGAAUUUGUUGCGCCUUCAUCCUCGCGGGCGCCGUGUCUGGAAUGCACUGGUGCGCUGCCUUGGGAACGAGAUACACGUUGCGACAUGUACCGGAUUCGGGCGAGAGCAACGCUUCGAGGAACACCACUGUCAUAGCAGUCGUCUGUCUGUCUGUCGCCGCGUCCUGUGUCAUGAUUACCACCGCAGUUUGUACAGCGAGGACGAGGAAGCGAUAUGCCGCAAAGGCACAUCAGAUCGUAUUGGCUGCCGCCGUGUUCGACGGUCGGGGUAGGAUCCUUGUCAGCCCAGAUGGCCUGCUGCCCAGCGAGACGAUCACGGAGACGGUCCCCCAAAAAUCAGCGGACGAUAUCUUCAGUACGGCCCACCCGCUCUUCCACUGGAUGUACAGGGCGUCUCGUAACUGGUCGAAUGUUGCGACCCUGCUCGACUGGAUGAGGACUCACUUGGACCGACUGCCCAACGGUGGCGGCCGCGGCAUGAGGUCCGUUAAACUAGUCCAGGAGAAUGGCCAACUUGUCCAAAACUCCGACAUGAUAAUUCGCGAGCUGUUCUGCAUGGCCGCGUCGACCCCGUCGUACAGGUUGGGCGAGGUCCUCGCCAAUGCUGGGGCGCUCUGGGACGAGAUUUUUGUCACAGGCACUGCCGGUGAACCGCGGCCGCUCGCCAGGCUUGGGACCACCAUCGAAGACGCCCAAGCCCGACACGAUCUGCUCGAAACAGGGAUAAGGCAAAGCCAGGACCUGAUCGGCCGGGGUUGCCUGCUGUUCUUGGUGCGGCACCUUAGUGCACCUCAUGAGAUCGCCAGGCUAGAAGCUUCCGGGCUCCGGUUCGCCGAGCCACGCCGUGUCGUCGACAUCAUCCGAUCAAGCAUGCAAAUUAGGACGAGGCGGCUUGAGGAGAGACUGCUUGACAUGGCCACUUACGAAGAAAACAAGGCCGAAGUUGAGCCCGGAGUUUACCUCGGCAUCUUUGCUCUACGGGCUCGGCUGGACCGAUUCGGAUUUGACGUGCUGGUCAACAGAGAGUCGCGAAACGCUCUCCCAAUGGUCCCGUUACCUUUGGAGAAGCUUCAACGAUGGCACCAUGACUUCCUCCGCAACCUCGACGGGAUGGCCGUUCCCACGCUGCUUCGACAACUGGAUCUUAUGAAGGGCCGCUCGCUGCUUGAGGACCAGUUUGCCGCCCAGCUUCAAGGAGGAAUCUCCACCCUGCAGAACGAGAUCGACCUCCAAGUGUGCGAAGAGGCGUCGCUUUCGGCCAGGGUCGUUCACAUACCCUGCCGAUCGCUUAGUGGCCCAUCAUCAGGUCCAAACACCUGUCCGCUCAUCACCCUGCAGGUGAUCCUGAGCAUCAACGCCACUGUGCGUAGCCAGCUGGGCACAUUUGUGCCGUUUCAGUUACUCAACGUGCGCCAGCUGGUACGCAAUCACUCGCCACACCACGGCGUGUUCGGCCGCACCUUGCACCGCGAGAUGUCAGCCCUUCUGUCGUCGCUGCCGCCUGUGUCGGUCGAAAGAUUACGCAUCGUCGGCGCGUCCCACCACAGCUCAUCAUCUCUUCAUGUGUGCAACUGUGGCUUCGGCGGCGGCAAGUCCGAUGACGAGCUUGGCCUAACCGAGAACCCCUGCACCGGCUGCGGACAGCCAAGGCAGCUCGAUCCCCCGCCACUUCCGGACCAACAGCCUGGGCAGCAGCCGGCGAUAUCGUCAACAACACAGCCGUCGCUGUUUGGGGGGAUCAUGGUAUCCCAGGAGAUUAUGGUGGACGUGCAGGAGGCCAACCAGGAGAACUUAACCCCCUCCGACGGGGGGUUACCGUCGCGGCCGAGUUCUGCAGGUGGUAGCCAGCGCAUAGUGGCUGGGACCCCGAAACGAAACGUCUUAAUAACGGAGAAACGUGGCGGCUCAGGGCGAUCAAGGCUGGACCCGUCGAUCGAGAUGAAUCAUCUUACCCGUGCCACGUCAGCCGAGUCGGCAGGCCAGGGACGGACUGUCGGCGCAUGGAACGUGGAGGCGGCUGCGGAUGAGGAGACGACGUUUCUGGAUGAGCUUUUCACGACAUGUGUCAAAAGGCGGCCUUGA
Messenger RNA from Microdochium trichocladiopsis, 2714 nucleotides. RefSeq lists its product as uncharacterized. The record is from RefSeq and is a predicted model, not a curated record. The coding region runs from base 54 to 2714 and encodes 886 amino acids. The transcript has 5 exons. Lineage: Eukaryota; Fungi; Ascomycota; Sordariomycetes; Xylariales; Microdochiaceae.